AUGUUGGAGAUCGAAUGGCUAAAAGGCGUGAAAAAGACGCGUGUGGGCUAUGCUGGAGGCACGACCAUCAACCCGACAUAUCGAAAUAUUGGCGACCAUACAGAAGUGACUGAAGUGCAGUUCGAUCCGUCGCAGAUCUCGUACCGCCAAGUGCUCGAUUUCUUCUGGUCACAUCACAAUCCAGCUGAACUACGGAAAAAGCAGUACCAGUCGGCGAUCCUCUACGAGACAGAGGACGAGAAGAAGAUCGCCGAGCAUACCUACGCUCAGGCUCGGACGAAAUACGGCAACAUAGAGACGUAUGUGGUCAAGUUGGACAAGUUCUACCAGGCUGAGGACUAUCACCAGAAGUACUGGCUCCGAAACAGGCAUGACAUAUUCGAUGAACUCAAGCUGAGUGAUGACCAAGUCGCCAACUCUGUUCUGGCAGCCAAGGUAGGCAGAGCGUUUCAGCUUUGA
Cooperia oncophora is the source of this 459-nucleotide messenger RNA. The record is from the annotation of a GenBank genome assembly. NCBI's taxonomy places the organism in Eukaryota, Metazoa, Nematoda, Chromadorea, Rhabditida, Trichostrongylidae.